Molecule: messenger RNA, 840 nt
Organism: Aspergillus ruber CBS 135680
Lineage: Eukaryota; Fungi; Ascomycota; Eurotiomycetes; Eurotiales; Aspergillaceae
Product: HpcH/HpaI aldolase family protein
Exons: 1
Coding region: 1-840 (279 amino acids)
Cellular component (GO): cytoplasm
Molecular function (GO): aldehyde-lyase activity
Source: RefSeq, a predicted model, not a curated record
AUGGGGUCCAUACAGCCGCAAUCAUCUUACAACAUCAACAACCCCUUCCGAACUCGAAUCCUCAAUGGCCAGAUUACACCACUCAUGUCCAUCAAAUUUGUCACGGGCAAUGAGAUUCCCAUGAUGUGCAAGAUGACCGGUAUCCACGCCGUCUUCAUCGAUAUGGAACAUUCCUCCCUCGACAUGCGCACCGUCGCCCAGCUCAUUCUCGCCUGCAACUACGCCGGAGUCUCCCCCAUCGUCCGCUCACCAUCUAAAGCGCACUGGCAUAUCAGUCGGAUACUAGAUGCUGGUGCUGCGGCCGUUGUGAUCCCGCACGUUGAAACAAUUCAGGAAGUGAAGGAUAUUGUGAGGUAUGCCAAAUUCGCGCCACUGGGUACGAGGGGAUGCACGAAUAACCAGCCGGCGAUGAAUUUUCAGCACGUUCCGACGCUUCUCCAGAAUGCGAUCCUGAAUGAGCAGACUAUGGUUAUUCCUAUGAUUGAGACACCUGGGGCGGUGGAGAUUGCAGAUGAGAUUUUCGCGGUGGACGGGGUUGAUGGGGUACUGGUUGGGUCGAAUGAUUUGUGUACAGAUUUGGGAAUUCCCGGGAACUACGAUAGUGGGCUUUAUCAGGAUGCCGUGAGCAGAGUUAUUACCGCUGCCAACAGGGCUAAUAAACCCGUUGGUAUCGGUGGGAUUGGGAGCAGAUUGGAUAUCCUGGAGAAAUGGUUUACGAUGGGGGCAACCUGGUCUUUGAGUGGUCAGGAUGCGUCCAUGCUGCAAACGGGCUUGAAGAAGAUGAGCAAGGAAUACGCAGAAAUUGAUGAGCGGUUGCAGACGAAGCUUUUGGUCCGUUAG